AUGUCGUCAGACCAGCAAAGCCCCGCAUGGAGUCUGCCGCUCCUCUCGCUCGUCAUGCUCGCGGUUCAGAACACUUUUCUCGUCCUCGUCAUCUAUGCAGUUCGACGGAAAGCCAGACUGGACGGCACGCCCCCUUUCACUCCUUCUGCUGCACUUCUGUUCAGUGAAUCUGCCAAAUUUCUGAUAUGCAUUGUGCUGUCGAUCAUUCAAAGCCGGGGCAUACUGCCUGCAUGUCGAUCAGCGCGACAAUAUCUCGAGCAAACCAAGCUCGCAAAGCAGAUGGCUGUACCUGCGGCCGUCUACCUCGUUCAGAAUUUGUUGCUCUACGUGGCGAUGGGCAAUCUGGAUCCGGUAACAUUCCAAGUGACGUACCAGCUCAAGCUAGCUGCGACCGCUCUUUUCUCCGUCGUGUUGCUCGGUCGCACGUUCACGAAGCAACAGUACCUGGCGAUGGCCUUACUCACAUUAGGUAUCCUGGCAAUACAGCUGGACCAACCGAAAGCGUCAUUGCCUGCGCCAACGUCCAAUGCGACAAGUACGGCCGCGGUAGGCGCCCACAUUGCGCGUGCAUUGCUCAAGCGAUCGUUGUUCACGCGAGCGGAAGAGGAAGUCACAGUAGAUACAGGGAACGCGCAACUGCCGAAUGCCUUGCUCGGCGUACUGGCGACAGUGACAUCUGCCUUCACAUCCGGCUUUGCUGGAGUCUAUUUCGAGAAAGUUCUCAAGAAGGACCAGAACACAACGUCUGAUCAGAACGGAGAGGCCGAAUAUGAUCAGCUACCUACAGAAGAUGAGAAAGACUUGUCAACCGAUACGACCCUUACCGAAGAGAGCAUCACGACGAAGCCUCCACGGCCCGUCAGUAUUCUCGUCAUGACCAAUCUCAUCUUGUCCUUCUAUACCAUUUUGGCGCUACCCUUCGUCAUCGCUGCCCUGAAAGGUCCGUCUGGCUUGCGGCUCGCCAACCUCACCACCGGAUUUGAGCCCCUCGUCUGGCUUAUCGUGCUAUGGCAAGCUAUGGGCGGCCUGCUGAUCGCCGUCGUCAUCAAGUACGCUGACAACGUGCUCAAGACCUUUGCCAUCACUGCGAGCAUCAUCGCAUCUGCACUCAUACAGAUAUUCGCUUUCGGCCUACGGCCGGGUCCGAUCUUUGCAAGUGGUGUUCUGCUCAGCAUAGCAUCGAGCUGGUUGUACAAUCAUCGCCAGCAACUGGCAUUUUUAUACCUUGUAGUAGGCGGCUCGCAUGCGGCGUGCUCACGCAGCGAGUGGCCGCUUUGCCUGUUUCGCUGGCAACAGCAGCUUCAUCGAUCUGCCCUAGCUCUUCAGGCUUCGACUGUGUACCGGCACGCUUCGCCGAAAACGGCUCCUGCACGUUUCCAUUUUAUCGAGGGCGCACGAUUGCAGACUGCACAAUUGACCAUUGAGGCCGACUCACUGCCAUCAAAGCACACUCACUUGUGUCUGUCAAGCAGCGCCUCCAGACUCAGCGUGCGAAUGCAUGUGCGUGAGGGAGAUUACAGCGUGUUCGGCAGAGCCAAUGUCCGCGUACCUUGCAACACCGACACGAAUAGCGCCGGCUGUGCAUGUCGCCACGCAUUAAUGCUGUGUUUGCAACGCGACGAUGAGCGUGCGCGAGCCCACGCGGUCACUUACGACGGGCCAUGCGACACAUGCAACGCGCCGAGCAGCGAGACGCGAUUACAUGCGUCGCGAAUAGCACAACGUCAACCAUGCCUCGCUACUAGAGCUUGUGGCAUCGCUUUUCGACGCGCUGAGAAGCUCUACAAGGGCGACUCUGUUGUUCUGCUCGUUCAUGACGCGCUACGCGAUGUCUAA
Messenger RNA from Mixia osmundae IAM 14324, 1836 nucleotides. RefSeq lists its product as uncharacterized. The coding region runs from base 1 to 1836 and encodes 611 amino acids. The transcript has 7 exons. Gene Ontology annotation, cellular component: Golgi membrane. Gene Ontology annotation, biological process: pyrimidine nucleotide-sugar transmembrane transport. Lineage: Eukaryota; Fungi; Basidiomycota; Mixiomycetes; Mixiales; Mixiaceae. Gene Ontology annotation, molecular function: pyrimidine nucleotide-sugar transmembrane transporter activity. The record is from RefSeq and is a predicted model, not a curated record.